AUGGCGGAAAGAGCCUUAUUCCACCUCGCCGGAAAAGUCCUUGAACUGCUGGGUUCCUUCACUCUCCCAGAGGUCAAACUGGCCUGCGGUGUUCAAACUGAGAUUGAAAAACUAACAAGCACAGUUUCCACAAUCCAAGCUGUGAUUCUUGAUGCAGAAAAGCAGAGUUCUCAUAAUCAUCAGAUCAAAGAUUGGCUCAGAAAGCUCAAAGGUGUUCUUCAUGAUGCUGAUGACUUGCUGGAUGAUUUCUCAACCCAAGUUUUGCGGCACAAGGUGAUGAGAAAGAAGAAGGUACGCAUUUUCUCUUCCAGUUCUAAUCGUAUUGCUUUUAGUCCUAAGAUGGGUCGUCAGAUAAAAGCAAUUAGGGAGAGACUAAAUGCCAUUGCAAAAGAUAAGGAGGAUUUCCACUUUAUUCAAAGCUUCAUUGAGCCACAAGUCAUGAAGAAUAUUUCUAUCAUUCCUAUUGUUGGUAUUGGAGGAUUAGGGAGAACCACACUAGCUCAACUGGUUUACAAUGAUCAAAGUGUCAACAAAAAUUUUGAGCUAAAACUUUGGGUUUGUAUCUCUGAAAUCUUUGAUGUAAAACGAAUUGUUAAAGAAAUUUUAGAACAGCUGACGGAUGAGAGACUUAAAGAAAGCUUUGAGAUGCUGCAAAAUCAGCUUCGAGAAAAAAGUGCAAGGGGAAGUAGGAUAGUUGUAACCACUCGUUCUGAAAUGGUGGCGGGCAUAACAGGGGCAACUUCAUGGUAUGCUCUAAAAGGCCUACCUGUAGAAAAGGCUUGGAAUUUGUUUGUAAAAGUUGCAUUUGGAGAAGGCCAGCUGCCUAAGAACCAAGCCUUUAUUAGCCUGGGAAAGGAGAUUUUGGAAAAAUGUGUUGGGGUACCUCUUGCCAUAAGAACAAUAGCAAGCUUGCUACACUCCAAACCUUCUGAAAAUGAGUGGCGAUCUUUCAAGAAUUAUGAACUCUCAAAAAUAACUCAUGGAGAAGAAAAUAAUAUUUUAUCAACACUUAAGUUGAGUUAUGAUCAUCUACCAUCAUACUUAAAACAAUGCUUUGCUUAUUGUAGAUUGUUUCCAAAAAAUUCCAAGAUUCAUGUAGGGACACUGAUUGAUCUUUGGGCAAUGCAAGGUUAUAUUAAGUUAUCGAAUCCAAAGCAAUGUGUUAAGGAUGUUGGUAGAGAGUACUUCAAGUUAUUACUUUGGAGGUCAUUCUUCCAAGAUGUUGAAAAGGAUUACUGGGGCAAUAUAUGGUGCAAAAUGCAUGAUCUCAUGCAUGAUCUUGCAAUCUCUGUGGCUGGAACAGAAUGUACUGUAUUACAUUCAACUGAGGAAAAUAUUGGCAAAAAUGUUCGUCAUGUAUCAUUUAAUCUUUUGGAUUCGUCGAUGCAGUCUCCAAUCAUCAAGUUUGAAGGAAAGAGGACACGAACGGUUAUUGGACAUAGAAGAGGGUGUGACUUUCCUUGUAAUGCGCUUGUUUCAAAUCUUAAGUAUUCACGCACACUAGAUUUGAGCUAUCUAUGGUCACGAAAAAUGCUGUGUUCAAUUGGGAAAUUGAAACAUUUAAGAUAUCUUGAUGUUUCCGAAAAUUGGUACAUUAAAAUUCUCCCUAAUUCCAUUGUCAUGCUGCUGAAUUUGCAAACACUGAAUCUCAAGAAUUGUCGUGCGCUUAGAGAAUUACCCCGAGACACUAAAAAUCUGGUCAAUCUUAGGCAUCUAGAUAUUUCUGGUUGUGUCAAGGCCAGGGCUAGUGGUGGGCUUAGUGAAUUGAAUAAGCUGAGCAAUUUGGGAGGAAACCUGUGGAUUCUGAAUCUAGGACAUGGAAAAGAUGACAUGAUGGAAUGUAAAGCUGCAAAUAUGAAGGAGAAACAACAUCUUCACCAACUGAAAUUAUGGUGGAACUUAGAGUUGGUUGGAGAAACCGAAUGUUACGAUGAAAUGUCACUAGAAGGUCUCCAGCCACAUCCAAAUCUUAAUGUGUUGGAAUUAUCAUUUUAUAUGGGUGUUACAAUUCCAAGUUGGGUCUCUUCGCUCACUAAUCUUGUCGAUUUGAAAUUGUGGAGUAAUUGUAGAUGCAACCACCUCCCACCAUUAAAUCAACUCCCUUUUCUCAACUCUGUCUGUCUUGAAAAUAUGGAAGCACUUCAAUACAUAUCAGAAGACAUUGUUAGUAAUGUGUUAGGUUACUCAAUAACAACAUUCUUCCCGUCAUUAUUUUCUCUCAAAAUAAAGAAAUGCCCUAAUCUGAAGGGAUGGUGGAGGAAAGAUGAUAAUGAUGGGCCAGGCCAUCUGUUGCUACCAUCAUUUCCUCGUCUCUCUAAAUUGGAGAUUGAAGAUUGCCCUAAUCUUACUUUCAUGCCCCUGUUUCCAUUUCUAGUAAAGUUGAAAUUGUGGGAAGCUAGCUUGAAGGUAUUGCAGCAAACAAUGAAUACACAGAGACCAUCAACAUCAACAACCUCCUCAUGCUGCUUUCCUCUCUCUGAAUUAGAGUUUUUGGAUUUAAAAGGGGUUAACGAUUUAGAAUCUCUUCCAACGAAGUGGCUACAGAACCUCGUUUCUCUUCGGAGACUCUUCAUUUAUGAAUGCCAUGGUCUUAUGUCUCUUCCUUGUAGAGGUAUUCAAUAUCUCACCUCACUUCAAGAGAUAGAAAUAGUGAAUUGCAAUGAGAUAGGUCUGGUAAAUGAUGAAGAUGAUGGCAUGCAAUGGCAAGGUCUUAGGAGCCUCCAUUCUUUGCGUUUCUUGAGAACUCCAAAAUUGAUGUCUCUACCAGAUGGGCUUCAACAUGUUAUCACUCUUCAAAAACUCAAAAUUCAUAUUUGUACUGGUUUAAUGGCUAUACCGGAGUGGAUAGGCAACCUCACAUCACUACAUCAUCUUUCAAUUUCUGGAUGCUCCAAUCUAACGCCAAUGGAUAACCUCACGUUACUACAAGAGCUUACAAUUGGGGAAUUCCCUAAUCUGACCUCACUGCCUCAAGGGAUUCGCAGUCUCACCUCUUUAAAAAGGUUGACGGUUGACGAUUGUCCUAAUUUGAUGGCUUUACCAGAGUGGAUAGGCAACCUCACAUCACUGGAAGAGCUUAUAAUUUGCAAAUGCCUUAAUCUGACAUCAUUGCCUCAAGGGAUUCAUGAUCUCCCCUCUUUACAACGGCUGAUGAUUACUGAUUGUCCCAUUUUACGAGCAAGAUGCCAGUGGGAAAUAGGUGAAGAUUGGCCCAAGAUUUCUCAUGUUCCAUCCUUGAGAUUGGAUGAUUAUGGGUGGUGA
Quercus lobata is the source of this 3261-nucleotide messenger RNA. Its product is annotated as putative disease resistance protein RGA1. Gene Ontology annotation, molecular function: ADP binding. Lineage: Eukaryota; Viridiplantae; Streptophyta; Magnoliopsida; Fagales; Fagaceae. The record is from RefSeq and is a predicted model, not a curated record. The transcript is spliced from 5 exons. Bases 1 to 3261 code for a protein of 1086 amino acids.